Messenger RNA from Thermochaetoides thermophila DSM 1495, 687 nucleotides. RefSeq lists its product as uncharacterized. The coding region runs from base 1 to 687 and encodes 228 amino acids. Gene Ontology annotation, molecular function: S-adenosylmethionine-dependent methyltransferase activity. The transcript is spliced from 3 exons. Lineage: Eukaryota; Fungi; Ascomycota; Sordariomycetes; Sordariales; Chaetomiaceae. The record is from RefSeq and is a predicted model, not a curated record.
AUGGCUGCCGAAAGUGACCAACAACUCCAGUAUGCUUCCUUCUGGGACGCGAAGUACUCACAAUCAGACGGGUCGCAACCGGUUCACGAAUGGUUCCGCAAUUUUGAGCAACUGGAGCCCUUCCUCACUAAAUACGUCUUCUCAGUUCCCGGCUUCAAGCCCAAUGACAACCCCCUGAUCCUGCAUGCCGGCUCAGGCGACAGCACCAUCCCCCAUGACUUCUACGCGAAAGGCUACCGCAAACAACUAUGCGUCGAUUUCUCGCAAACCGUGGUGAACCUUAUGUCGAAGCGGCACAAGCCCUAUGAAGGGAUAGAGUGGCGCCUAAUGGACCUACGCGAUAUGCAAGGUGUAGAGGACUCGUCAGUUGAUGUAAUCUUCGAUAAGGGCGCGCUUGAUGCCAUGGUAUACGGGCCCAUGUUUUCGCCUCCGAAGGAAGUGAAGGACAAUGUGCAGGCAUAUCUCAAGGAGGCCCAUCGUGUCCUCAAGCCGAAUGGAAAGUUCCUAUGGGUAGGAUUCCGCCAGCCUCUCCAGAUGCAGUACAUCUGGAACCUUGACGAGCUGUGGAAGAUUGAAAAAAGGGAAAAUAUGGGUGAGCCAGGUGGGUUGUCGUACUACGGCUGGGUGUUCAGCAAAGUCACAACAAAAUCAGACGGCAAAAGUGAGAGUCCAGUGUCGCAGGCGUAA